Molecule: messenger RNA, 1401 nt
Organism: Paraphaeosphaeria sporulosa
Lineage: Eukaryota; Fungi; Ascomycota; Dothideomycetes; Pleosporales; Didymosphaeriaceae
Exons: 4
Coding region: 359-1099 (246 amino acids)
Molecular function (GO): protein binding
Source: RefSeq, a predicted model, not a curated record
CGUCAGAGACCGUUGCCAACUCUCUGAAUUCUUCAGACGUGGUAUAGACACUACUUCUUCUCUCGAGUGCUCGCUCGCCCUCCCCACGCGACUAUUACUUUGCAGCUUGUGCCCGCCCGCAACCCCGCCGUGAAUCAGAGCUCCCGUCCGGUGCACUUUACCUCGAGCUGGCCGUGAUAUAACGAUCGCAGCUACUCUCCCACGGCGAUCACAGCCUUAGGCUGACUACCAAGGUGCUACACCGAGCCGACUUCCACCCUGCUGCCUACUUUUCCGGCCGAAUCCACCGUACUUUAUCGCUCACUCCCAUUGCUCAAAGCCCACUGCAACAAUAUACCUGCCUCGUCCAACACACGCCAUGUCGUCCAAUCGAGCGCGGCGCAUUGCAAAGGAGCUCGCAGAGAUCCAGAACGAUAAGCUCUCACAAAUCACUGCUGAGCCCGCAGGUGCCGGCGAUGACCUCACACAUCUUCGUGGCUCAUUCCCUGGGCCACCGGACACACCGUACGAGGGCGGCACAUACCAUGUAGACAUCAAGAUUGCCAGCGACUAUCCGUUCCGGCCACCGAACAUGCGCUUCGAGACCAAGAUCUGGCAUCCCAACGUCAGCUCGGUAACGGGCGCCAUUUGCCUCGACACUCUCAGCACACAGUGGUCGCCGGUCCUUACCAUUAAGUCCGCCCUCAUCUCCCUCCAGUCCCUCCUCAGCACACCAGAACCCAAGGACCCGCAAGAUCAUGAGGUAGCCAGCAUGCUCAUACGUAACCCUUCCGAGUUCGAACACGUCGCCCGCGAGUGGGCCGUCAAGUACGCUGGCGCUCCGAAGAGGGAGGUCGCCGAGGGUAGCGGCGGUGCCACGGCAGAGUCUCUUCGGAAGAAGUCGCAGGACGCCAAGGCAAAUGAAGCCAAAGUCGCGCUUGCUGCGUACCACGGCUAUAACAAAGAUCUUGUAGACCGCUUCGUCGCCAUGGGUUUCGACGUUGAGGCCGUCGUCUCCGCGUUCGAAUACGUCGGUAUCGACCGUAACGGUGGCGAGGACUACGAGCUCGAAGAGGCGUACAUGGGCGAUAUCACUGCGCGCCUGUUCGGAGAAGCGUAAGGCAUCGAUGAUGCCAAAAGCCAGCCAGUCACCAGUAUCAACGAGCCUGCUCUGUCAGUGGCAGGUUAUCCAUUCAUAAGCGAAGUGUGUUUCUGCUCAAAGGUUUGUUGCAGCGAUUAUCCCCCAAUUUCCUAUCGUCAGGCCUGGCCGAAUACAGGCUUUUUAGGCAUUCUCAUAAGAUGUCUUACUACAUUUACGGCGUUAGGCUGGGGAAUCGUGUCACGCUCACAGGUCUAGAAGAAGACCUGUCAGCUACUUUAUGAUAUCACAUACAGGACAAUCAAUCAAUAUUACAAAGAAAC